CUCCCUCAAAACUCCCCAAAUCCCUAACACCAUUCUCCCUCAAAACCCCCCAAAUCCCUAACACCAUUCUCCCUCAAAACCCCCCAAAUCCCUAAAUCCCUAAAUCCCCAAAAUCCCUAAAUCCCCAGAGACGAGUUCGACAACGAUCUCUCUCCGUCUCUCGACGAGUGACGACAGUGAUAGCUAGCGGUGUUCAAGUUCAUCGACGAUCACAGCGACGACGGUGAGUGUUCACCGACGAUAUCUCUCUCGAUAAGCGACGACCGCUAGCGGUGGUGCGACGACGGCAUGUUACGAUCUCUCUCUCUGAGCUCAGUCAGUUGCAACUUAGUUGUACAAAGGGAUAACAAAAGAUUCCUUUUUCGUGAUAUGCUUACAUUGGAAUGUCCAGGUGAGCCUCAGGACUACAUACAAGGCAUCAGAGCAGCUUAUACUAAAGAUUUUGCCAGUAAGGAUAUCAGAAGGCGGCAAAUAGCAGUUGCCACCUAUCUUAUUGAUAAACUAGAUCUCAGGGCAGCCAAUGAGAAGAAGCAUAGUUGA
Messenger RNA from Camellia sinensis, 540 nucleotides. The record is from RefSeq and is a predicted model, not a curated record. Lineage: Eukaryota; Viridiplantae; Streptophyta; Magnoliopsida; Ericales; Theaceae.